AUGGAUGGACUACAGGAGAAGGACAAACUUUUCUAUUUCAUGGAUGGACUACAAUCUUGGGCCUACAACGAGCUCAAGAGGAGAAAUGUCAAAGACAUUGAUGAAGCUAUUGCCGUGGCAGAAGAUCUAAUGGAAUUUCGAAAAGAAAGCACAGUUAAGAAGAAUAGUGGGGGAGAACAAACUAUGACGGAACCGGAACCAAAACAAAGCACACCCCACCCUUUAAAUACGAAAGGAAAGGAAAUCGAAGGAAGAAACCGAAGAGAAGAGCGAAAGGAGAUCAAGUGCUACUUGUGUGAUGGUCCUCACUUGAUCCGAGACUGUCCGAAGAAAAAGAUUUUCUAUGCGAUGGUUUUGCAAGAAGAAGAAGACGAAGCACAAAUAAGCUCAAUGCAUUUUCUGAACUCAAUAUCGAAAGAUGAGAUAAAAUCUUCUAAGAAGGAAGAAAAUAAAGGAGGGAGUCUCAUGUUCGUCGAAGUUAAAGUGAAUGCAAGGAACACUAAGGCACUAGUAGAUUCUGGAGCAACACAUAGUUUCAUCGCAGAGGAAGAAGCAAGGAAGUUGGGUAUUCAUUAUACAAAGGAGUUAGAUCAAUUGAAGGUUGUCAACUCUCCAUCUAACCCGAUCCUCGGAGUUUCUCGUGGAAUACCCAUGAAGAUUGCAGAAUGGGAAGGGACGAUCGACUUUAUAGUGGUUCCGAUGGACGACUAUCGCAUGGUACUAGGGAUGGAUUUCCUGGAUAUGGUAUGUCCUUGGUCGUUCGAAAGAGACAAUACCCUGCGUAUAACCAAGGGAUCAACUAUCCAUAUAAUUCCCUUGGAAAGAAGAAAGACAAAAGCUUGA
This is a messenger RNA of Lactuca sativa (garden lettuce), 843 nucleotides long. NCBI's taxonomy places the organism in Eukaryota, Viridiplantae, Streptophyta, Magnoliopsida, Asterales, Asteraceae. The record is from RefSeq and is a predicted model, not a curated record.